Molecule: messenger RNA, 437 nt
Organism: Drosophila melanogaster (fruit fly)
Lineage: Eukaryota; Metazoa; Arthropoda; Insecta; Diptera; Drosophilidae
Exons: 2
Coding region: 157-411 (84 amino acids)
Source: RefSeq, marked reviewed
CGACUGGAAAACCUGUUAAAAGCCGCUAAAAUUCUGUCCAUGUCGACAUUGUUGUUGUUUUGGCAUUAAUUAGUGAAGAAAUAUUUUGGAUUUUUGUCAUUUCCAGGCAAGUAAUAUUAUGCAAAAAUCGGGCAUGUAAAAUGGUCAGCGAGGAAGAUGAGUAAGGCGAUUGGGCAGGUGUGUGCGUGCGUGUGUGCCAACGCAACCUCUCCCCCUCCCACUCGUUCCACUAAUUGCUUCCACUACGGCAAACGGAAAACACAAAGCCGGCGCUUUAUCACGCUUAUCAGCAAACAACCUCAACCACCUGUAGCUAUAGCCACACAUUAUUCCCAACUUCCCGGCGAUGGCGUAAUUGUUUUGAUAAUGCAAACAAUGAGCGCUCGCCCAUUUUUAGCCGGGCGACAUUGAAGAGAAAUUAAAAGUAAAUAAUAGUG